This is a messenger RNA of Saccoglossus kowalevskii, 5039 nucleotides long. Its product is annotated as proprotein convertase subtilisin/kexin type 5-like. Gene Ontology annotation, cellular component: trans-Golgi network; Golgi membrane. NCBI's taxonomy places the organism in Eukaryota, Metazoa, Hemichordata, Enteropneusta, Harrimaniidae. The record is from RefSeq and is a predicted model, not a curated record. Gene Ontology annotation, biological process: peptide hormone processing. Gene Ontology annotation, molecular function: serine-type endopeptidase activity.
GGAGAUUACUUAAAUGGAAUUUACUUCUGUAUGGUACUGCAAAUGAAGUGAAUCCUGAGCUUAGACCUGGAACAAGUAGAACACAUUCCAAACAUAGUAUGCCUACCAAAAACCCACAGCCCAGAGAUGAAAAUGGCAGUGAUGUUGAUGAUUAUUCUUCUUAUGAUAAUGAAUAUUCAUUCAAUGAUAAUUGUCAUCCUGAAUGUCUUGAUAAUGAGUGCGAUGGUCCCGAUGCCACUGAUUGUUGGAAUUGUGCACAUUAUAAAGACAGGAACACCUUGGAAUGUGUUAAAAGAUGUCCACGUGGUUACUAUGCACCGGAUCUUCAUCAUCGUUGUCGUUAUUGUGAUAGCACUUGUAAUACGUGUAAUGGACCAUCAUCAGCUGAUUGUCUGACAUGUGCUGAUGGGAUGUUUUUAGUGGAAGAUCGUGGCGUUUGCAAAUCAGAGUGUGGUGAAGGUUACUUUGAAGAUUCGGAGAGGAAGAUGUGUGUGGCUUGUCAUCCACGCUGCACAAGAUGCCUAUACAGUGCAGACUACUGUUUAUCAUGUAAAACGGGGAUGAAGCUCCAAGGUAGUGAGUGUAUAGUGAGUUGUCCAGCACAAAUGUACCAGACGGAAGAAAAUACUUGCCGAAGUUGCCACGAGUCGUGUGAUAGUUGCACUGGGUCCUUUGAAACAGAUUGCUUAAGCUGUGCCAUUGGUUAUUUACAUCAAGAUGGAUUAUGUAUCAAUAGUAAUGUUUGUGAAGAUGGUUACUAUAAGGCUUGGGAAGCUGAAUGUUUGAGUUGCCAUUCCACAUGUGAGACAUGUAAUGGACCAAGUGAGGAAGACUGUCUCUCCUGUAAACAGCGAAAAACCAGUUUUCAUCUUCAAGACGGUAGAUGUAUUGCAAACUGCCCCAGAGGCGAGUUUUUGGAUGGUGAUGAUUGUACGCCUUGUCACAUGACCUGUGCAACAUGUCAUGGAACUAGAGAAGAUCAGUGCUACGAAUGUGAAUAUGGACUGUUUCUGAAGAAUAAUUCCACUUGUGUGGGUGAAUGUGGUGAGAAGAAUUAUGGCUUGAAUGGUGAAUGUCGUAGCUGUCAUAGUUCGUGUCUUCGAUGUCGAGGAGGUCAACCAACUGACUGUACUCAAUGUAAGGAUUCUAAAUAUUUACUUGAGGGAAUUUGUGUUGAUCAUUGUUCCACUGGUUACUAUGGUGAUGAAGAGACCGGUAAUUGUUUGCCAUGUGAUGAAUCUUGUUUUACCUGCAUUGGUCCACGCUAUAAUGAGUGUAUUGAGUGUCCGGAUUCUGAAGCAUCAAUUGAGGGAAAGUGUCAACAUCUUCCUGAUUGUCAUGGUGAUUGCAAGUCUUGUGAUCAAGAUGAUCCAAACUUGUGUAAUUCUUGCUACAACAGUUUUUUUCUUUACGAAAAUCGGUGCGUGUCAAUAACUGAAUGUCCAAGUAACACCUAUGCUAAUGAAGACACGAAUGAGUGUCAUGCAUGCCAUCAGCAAUGUCACUCAUGCUUCGAUAAACACCACACUUCUUGUUUGAGCUGUUCUGGGGAUUAUUUUUUGACACUCGAUUCUACAUGUGAAUCAGUUUGUCCACCACAGACGUAUUUUGACUAUGACAACAACAUAUGCGGUGAAUGCCACCCAUCAUGUGCAGAAUGCAUUGGUUCUGAUGUAGAUGACUGCACAAGUUGUGAUGACAAAAGGUGGCUAAGUGGAUAUAUGUGUGUAUAUGAAUGUGAAGACAACCAGUACCUUGAUGAAUCCAGCUUAUGUAUGCCUUGUCACAGAUCAUGCGAGACCUGCGACGGACCGUCAGACUUUGACUGUAAAACAUGUCAUCAAAACUAUGAUAUACGUGAUGGCAACUGUCUUUCCCGCUGUUCAUUUGGAGAGUAUGAAAGCCAUGAUACUUGUGAAUUGUGUCACCCUACCUGUGGCAGCUGCACUGGUGGCAGCAGUACAGAUUGUCUCAGCUGUGAAUUUGGAAAAUUCUUGAAAGAAGAUGGUUCAUGCGAAAGACUAUGUGGUGCUGGUUACUAUGAGGACUAUUCCAGUGGAACGUGUCAGAAAUGUCAUGUGACCUGUAAGACGUGCCUUGGUAAUACUGACACUGAUUGCUUAGAAUGCAACGAUGGUGACAUACUCUAUGAAGGUGUCAGCUGUGUCAAACACUGCCCUAUUGGUUUCUAUGCUCAAAAUAUGAUGGUACCAGAGAGUAUUUCAGAAUGUCAACCAUGUGCUUUAGAAUGUGAAGAUUGCACUCAACAUAGGGACAACUGUGUGAGCUGUCAGCACAGUACUUUCUUAUAUAAUGGGACUUGUGUUGAUGCAUGUCCUAUGUAUUAUACUGAGGAUGGUAAUGAGUGUGUGCGGACUGAAGCAGGUUGUCCAUCAUUUUGCAAACAAUGUAAUCAGAUUGGUGACUGCGAAGAAUGUGACAAUGGUUUCAGAAUUCACAAUGGCCUCUGUUAUUUAAAUGAUGAAACUUGUCUUAAUGGUCAGUAUGAUGUCUGGAUUGAUAAUAAAUUGAAUUGUCACGACUGCCAUGAUGGAUGUGCUACCUGUGUUGGUCCUUCCCAGUAUGAUUGCACAAGCUGCAAUGGAAAAAAGAUCUUGGAAGGUGGUAAAUGUGUGGCUCAUUGUCUAAACAGUGAAUACCAUGAUACAAGAAGUGGACGGUGUGAAGCAUGCCAUUCUUCUUGUUGGGAAUGUGAGGGGCCAGCGGCAAGCCAGUGUACAGAAUGUAAUUUCCAUUUCUUCUUUGAUGAGGAUACUAAGACAUGUAGAUCCAACUGCCCAACUGGGAUGUUCGAGAUUGGUGUUCAGUGUAUGCCUUGCCAUGAAUCUUGUUCUACAUGUGAUGGUGAUACUGAAAUUGAUUGUUUGAGCUGUGAGCUGCCUCUCUAUCAUAAAGACUAUAGCUGCCUGACCGAGUGCCCUGAUGGUUACUAUGGUGACCGCGUGGAAGAUGUUGAUGGUAAAGAUGUACAAGAGUGUCGUCGAUGUCACUAUAACUGUAAAACAUGUCAAGGUCCAAUGGAUGAUGAUUGUACUUCAUGUCAAGAACAUUUAGUCUGGAAUCGGCAUAGCUGUCGCACAGAUUGCGGUCCUGGAUUUUUUGUUUCAGAUGGAAAAUGUGAACGAUGCGACAUGAGUUGUGAAAAAUGUAGUGGUUCCACAAAAUCUGAGUGUCUAAGUUGUGCUGAUGGGAAAGUACUUGAACGUGGUGAAUGCAAAGACAAAUGUGAAUCGAAUUACUAUUAUGAGAACAACGAAUGUAUUCAGUGCCAUCCAUCUUGUGAAAAAUGUACUGGUCCAGGUCCCCAAGACUGUUCAAAAUGUUCUCUUAAUGCCCAAUUAGUUGAGAAUGUAUGCUACCCACGAUGCCAGGCUGGAUAUUACUAUAAUGAUGGUGGUGGCACAAAACACAAUGUUCCUGAUGAUGACCAUAUAGGUGGCCUAAAUGCUGCUUAUAAUGUUCUAAGUAACCAAACUAUCCCGCAAUGCAGGAAAUGUCAUGAAACAUGCAAGGAAUGCAUUGGGGGUGGUGCUAAGAAUUGCCUAGAAUGUAAUAUUCCUAAACAGCUCAACAAAGUCACUCAUCAGUGUGUUGAGUGUUGUGAUCCUAACAGUGUGACAGUUCCAGAUAAUAAUUGUUGUGUCUGUGAUAAUGGUACAUGUAUUUUGAGCCCUGCAAGACGCCAGUAUACCCCAAUAGUAGAGACUAAGAACGUUGCCGGUAUGAUUGGAGGCGUUAUUGUAUGUAUCGUAACUGUGUUUUUUAUAGUGUUUGGAGUUCUACAGUGCAGAUCAAAGAGAGCAUUGUGUUUUGCUCGUAACUAUCACAGAUUGCCAACGCACUAUGAGUCAAAAACUGACGAAGUAUCCAUCUCAAGAAAAGAGUACCUAGAUGAGGAUGUGGAGAUUUACACAAAAAAUGAUUUGUAGAUCGGAUUAUAUUUGGAAACAAGAUAACAUUGCACUUCUAGCCAUGAGGUGGUCAUACUCGCAUGCUAGUCAGUUUAAUUUAAUUCACUCUUUCCAGGGUUGUCCCCACAGCGUUAUAGAGUAUUGAACCCCUACUGAAUGAGCGAUAAAGCUCAAUUUUCAUAACCUGGUGUUAUGCAAAUUAGCUGCAAUGCUAUUUUUUUUUAAAAAGAACAUUGCUUUUCCAGAUUCUUAAACAACCUACUAGGAUUAAUUUCCCGACCCUCCAGAACAUAUUCGAAUCUUGGUGUGAAGAAGACAAAUCUGGGUUUCAAAUGAUGUGACUUAAACUUUUAAUUUUUUUGUUGCAUCUUGUUUUUUAAAUUUAGCAUGUAUAUCAGUUAAUGCUGAAUAGUGUGCUUGUAUGUAUACUGAGUUACGUGUAAUACAAAUAUCUAAUAUCAAUUCAAUUUUUCUCUUUUAUUUUAUUUUACUAUUAUCAUGUUUCAUCUCAGUGUCUGUUCAAAUUUGUCAUUCUUCAUAUGAUUGUUUAUAUUCGUCAGCUGCCCACUCAAACACCGCCACGAAUGCAUAAGUACAAUACAAGAAAUGCAUAUAUAGCAAUAACAUAACCAUUAUACCUGUACGGCCGUACCCAAUAUGUAAUCAAAUUGCACUAAAUUCAAAGUGUAAUUGACAUUUUCAGCAAUAAAUGGGGGUUCUGACAGUUGUUUUUUUUGGUUCAUCUGUUUGAUCCAUAUCGGUGCACAUCAAUAUGCUGUGUAUCUACCUCAUUUUGCUAUAGCAGGAUCCGUGGCGGUGUUUGAGUUGGCAGCUGACGACCAAAGGUUAAUAACACCCACACUUGACAGGGCUAAAUUUUACUAUGCAAGUCAACUUACAAAAAAAUUUUAAAUGCAGACACAACUAUGCAGCACAUUCAUAAAACAGCCACUUCUCUCCACGGUUUGUAACAUCCACAAAUUUGCAUAUUGAGUUGAAGCAUUUAUCCAUGACUUGGUUCGUUGAAUGAACCUGUCAAGGGACACGCUUCUUUCUGAUUGACUUGCCAAUCAGGCACACUCUGUAACUUAACAGAUUAAAAAGCCU